UCGGCGUACUUGCCUGCGCCCGCCCCUCCAUCGACGAAGGUCGACGCGCCACCCGCCCCCUUAUGGGGAGGAGGAAGAAGUAGAAGACAGGAGACAAGAGGUGAAGACCAAGGAACGAGAGAGGACAAGAACGAGGCGAAGAGAGGGGAAAGCUGCCUACUCGUUGAGCUGGAGGAGAGAGAGAGAGAGAGAGAGAGAGAGAGAGAGAGAGAGAGAGAGAGAGAGAGAGAGAGAGAGAUUCAUCUUUUUCGUUGAUCGUUCUGUGUUCUGCUGCACCUGAAACAAGGUGUGUCUGGGUUCUUCUGUGCCUGUAUUACUUAGUCUGCCACAAUUUGGGAGAAACCUAUUCUGUCUGCAAAGCGCUUGACUUGGAGACAAGAGGUGAAGACAAGGAACAAGAGAGAACAAGAAACCGGGGAAGAGAGGGGAAAGCUGCCUACUCAUUGAGCUGGAAGCGAGGUCCCGUUGUGAGAAUCAACAUGAGGCAGCGGCAGGUGCGACCUGAUGGCACGGAUGGCUCAGAUCACGAGUUCCGCAUGGUUGUGGAUGACCGGUAUAAGCUGGCUGCUGCUGGUAAACUGCGUCUCAGGAAAGUAAUUGUGUGUCAGUCCUUUUUCUACGGAUUGAAGGGGAUUUGGACGGCCUUGUGCAUGCAGAGUAACAAAUCGGGAAUGGCUGAUGUAAAACUUCCAGCUGCUAUGGUGGAGGAUAAGUUGCCGCUAUCUCAGUUGGUGGCUGUUUUUGUUGGAGCAGCUGCUUUGCUGAUAGGCACCUCAGGGAUUCGAUCGAGCAGCCGCAUUGCCCUGCGGUUGUACAUGUUGAUGACAUGUAUUGCGGUCGUUUGCAGCGGCAUUACUGUCAAAGAGGGGAAAUACGCUGGCUUGGAAGACCCGAUCAAGAUCAUCGCCAUGGAAUCAUCAGACUCAAGAAGGUGGGCUGCUGUGCUCAUUUUUGUGGAUGCGCUUCUAGAAGCCUUUGGGAUGAUCGUACAGAUAUCAGGCAUAUUUGUGACCUUCUCUUUGUGUACCAACUUGGCACCGUCCAGGAGCAAGUAAAGCAGAACUGUUAAAAAAAAAAAAAAAAAACCAGAAUUGUGAAAAACACACCAAUGGUUACCACAAUGCGCCUGCUGCGUGAUAGGGGAUCAACCUCUCCUCAGUGGUGUUUUCGUUCUUGUCUUUUUUCUCCUCCUCUUCUUCUUCCUCCUCCUCCUUCUCCUCCUAUAAAACUUGGUGAGUGUACGUUGAGUCACUGAAUGAAUCGCAUUGGCCAAC
This is a messenger RNA of Chara braunii, 1274 nucleotides long. The record is from the annotation of a GenBank genome assembly. Lineage: Eukaryota; Viridiplantae; Streptophyta; Charophyceae; Charales; Characeae.